ACACACCCUCGCUUGUCACCUCGGCCGCGCGCCUCCAGUUUGGUCAGGGCGCUAUGAUUUACACCAAAUACCCCGACAGAGGUUCAGUUCUUCAGAUUUAUCGCAGUUUGACGUGAAGAAUCUGAUGUUUACUGUCCUGUGAGAGAGAGAGAAAGACGGCGAUGUCAGGAGGCGGCGGGCAGCUCAGCGUCAGACAGUGGACCCCUAAACACGUGGGCCGCUGGCUACGCGAGGAGGGCUUCUGCGAUUACGUGGACCUGCUGUGUAACAAACACCGUCUGGAUGGAACCAGCCUGCUGACGCUGAGCGAGUACGACCUGCGCUCUCCUCCGCUGGAGCUGAAGGUUCUGGGGGACAUCAAACGUUUGAUGGUUUCUCUCAGGAAGCUCCAGAAACAGAACGCUGACUUGUUAGAAGAGCUCGGGCUGUCUUACGAUGGACAUUCGCCCCAGAACAGCGGACCAGACUGGUUGUGUAACGGCGACUCCGUUCGUGAUUGUGACACUGUUCUGGACACGUUGAGCGGUGAGCAGUAUCAUCAGUACAACAAUGGCAAGUACAAGCAGCAGGUGCGGAGACUGGAUCCAGAGUACUGGAAAACAAUCAUGAGCUCCGUCUACGUGGUCUUCGUCUUUGGCUUCACGUCAUUCGUCAUGGUGAUCGUGCACGAACGAGUGCCAGACAUGAGGACGUACCCUCCACUUCCUGACAUCUUCCUGGACAGCGUACCCAGAAUCCCCUGGGCUUUUUCGAUGGCAGAGGCCUGUGGUGUGAUCUUGUGCUGUAUUUGGCUGCUAGUGUUGCUUCUUCAUAAACACAGGUCAAUCCUGUUGAGACGUUUGUGUAGUCUCAUGGGUACGGUCUUUAUGCUGCGGUGUGUUACCAUGUUCGUGACAUCACUGUCUGUACCGGGUCAACAUCUUCAAUGCACUGGGAAGAUAUACGGUGACAUGUGGGCGAAGCUUCAGCGUGCUGUGGCCAUAUGGAGCGGGUUUGGAAUGACCCUCACUGGAGUCCACACGUGUGGCGAUUACAUGUUUAGCGGUCACACAGUCGUUAUCACCAUGCUAAAUUUCUUUGUCACUGAAUACACGCCGCGCAGCUGGAACUUUAUACACACGCUGUCAUGGGUUCUGAACCUCUUCGGGAUCUUCUUCAUCCUAGCGGCCCAUGAGCAUUAUUCCAUCGACGUCUUCAUCGCGUUCUACAUCACCACCAGACUCUUCCUGUAUUACCACACGCUGGCCAACACACGGGCGUACCAGCAGAGCCGCCGUGCAAGAAUCUGGUUCCCCAUGUUCUCAUUUUUUGAGUGCAACGUUAACGGUCCCGUACCGAAUGAGUACUGCUGGCCAUUCGCUCGACCUGCUAUAUUUAAGAGUCUCAUUCGCUAACACACAUCUCAGGCCUGUUUGGCAAUGUUUGUACUGCUGAUUCUGAACAGAUUGUUUGGCUUAUUUCUGCGUUGCCAUGAUGGACGCCAAAGACUGCGUCUAACUCACAACAUGCACACAAUGACUGGAACAAUAAAUGUUCAUUACUGUAAAUAUAUAUCUUCUCCAUGGAUACUGAGGAUCCACAAGUUUUUAUUUUUGUUGCCCAACACUAAAAUCAUUAAACUGAAACUUGGGUCUUUUGAAAUCCUUUGCAUGACAUUUUGUCAGUAUUAAUUUUGACUGGUUUGGUAAGAGUAGAUACUUGAUGUUGUGAUCUAAAGACGUUUCAACUUCAGCAUUGUAAGAUACUUUCAUGAUCGGUCUUUGAAGCAAUAGAAAACAUCCUACAUUCUUGAACCUUUUACAUGUAAAAGACUUUUGUUUUGUUGCCAUAAUUGUUUUGUGUCCGAUUCAUUUCUUGCAGUUGUUCUUUUGGCAGUAUUAGUUUAAUACCCAAUAAUACGAUGGUAUUUCUCGAUUUUGGGUAAAUCUCAGAAAGCAAAUUAAAGGAAAACAAUUAAUGCCAUUUUGCUCAUUGAAAAUUAAGACUUAUUUUAAGACAUUUAAAAUAUUUUACUUUUAAUUUUUUAUGACAAUUAAGCACUCCCACCAAGUUCUUACAGUUUUACUGUAAAUGUAAUUGUCAUUAGAUUGUUGUACCCUAAAAAAUACAAAUCAGUUUAGGAAAAAGAUUAGGAUCAGUUUUUUCUUUAGAUUAUGGUGAUAAUUUCUAAGGUAAAAUGUCUGUAAUUGUCAUAAAAAUUAGUCUCAGUUCAUAUAAUCUUAAUAGUUUUAUUAAGUUUUAUUAGUCAAUUUUUUUUCCUAAAGGUUGAAAUAUGACCCAAACAUAUUCUUGAUAAUUUUCAUGAGACAUGUUUUAAGUAUAUUGUCGAAACUUAUGGUAAAUGAUUUUUACCACUUCAUUCCAGUUGCCAAUGAUGUCUCUUUGUAUUUUCAUUUUUUACACUAAAUAUCUCUGAAUUAUUAUCAGAUUUAUAUUAUAUGAUGGUUAGAAGGGUCUUUGUUAUUUUGUGAAUGUUUACAGAAAUGUAAUUCUUGCAGGCUGGUAGAGCAAUAUCUUGUGUUUAUAUUGUCUUAAAACGCAUUAUUAUCUCAAGUAAAGAGUUGUUUUAUCAUGAACUGGGAUAAAUAUUAACAGUUUUUUGUGUUAGGUUAUUUGAUAAGUAAUUUUGUGUAAUUAUAGGUUAUAGGCACAGAGGAUUAAGUGUUAACCCUAAAGAUAGUUUUUUAUGGCGUUGUACAUAAAAGAAAUGAAAAUGUUGGUUGGUGAAUGUUAUUAUAAUGUACAGUGUACAAUACAGAUGUUUUUUCUGUGACAUUUCACUCUUGUCCAUUCUAUCAUCUAGAAUUUUAAAGCUUAACAAUUAACAGGGUUUUUUAAUAUGCGUUUAUUUUGACUCGCCAAAUGAUUGUGAUCAAUACUUACUUCAGAUUAGUUCAGAUAUGCAACAUGACUCUGAUAUCAGUAAAUUUAAGUAUCCAUGAUAUGACAGUAAAUCAUUUCAAAUGUUCAUUUUGCAGUGCUUGAAAUGCUUUGUAGCCUCUUAUGGGCUUUUGUAAAGGCUAGAUUGUUUUUUUAUUUGGAUGGAAAUGCUUUUUCCAUUGGAUUAAUGAGGUGAUGAGGUUUAAGCAGCUGUAUGUUUGACAGUGCUUGGUGUAAAAACACAAUGUGUAUGCCAUCAUCAAUAAAAUUUACAAACUA
Paramisgurnus dabryanus is the source of this 3159-nucleotide messenger RNA. Its product is annotated as sphingomyelin synthase-related protein 1-like. The record is from RefSeq and is a predicted model, not a curated record. Gene Ontology annotation, molecular function: protein binding; ceramide cholinephosphotransferase activity; sphingomyelin synthase activity. Gene Ontology annotation, biological process: ceramide biosynthetic process. NCBI's taxonomy places the organism in Eukaryota, Metazoa, Chordata, Actinopteri, Cypriniformes, Cobitidae. Gene Ontology annotation, cellular component: Golgi membrane; plasma membrane; endoplasmic reticulum membrane.